Messenger RNA from Pelagomonas calceolata, 1618 nucleotides. NCBI's taxonomy places the organism in Eukaryota, Pelagophyceae, Pelagomonadales, Pelagomonadaceae. The record is from the annotation of a GenBank genome assembly.
UGAGAACGGCCAUUGCUCGACCAGAGUCGUGUGUUUGCAUGGUUUCGUAUUGCAUACAAGCCCGCCUUACUUCGCUGCAUGCUGCUCCAUAAAUAACUGACCCUGGGAGCGAGGCAGGCUCCCCUGUGCAACAGUGCACUGUGCUGCUCCUGCGCGGCACGGCUCUCAAAUCCCGCGAUUAACCAAUAGCGAUGCCGAAAAGAAGAAGUAACAGCCCAAAGAAGAAGCAGCAGCCCAAGGACCGGUCGCGCAGCCGCUCGCGCGACGAGGAGAACAACGGCACCAGCAAGAACAGCAAUAAUCGGCUGCUGUUCGCAGCGGUGCUCGGCGCCGUCGCCGCCGUCACGGCCUACUACUGGCGCAAUGACGCAGAAGACACGCCGUGGCAGCCACGGCCCUCGGACGCGUACGCACCGCUCAAGAAAAUAAGCGGCGUGUUGAUUGAGGACUUCGUGCCGCAACGAAUUAUAGAUGAGCUACGAUACCAACUCAUGGACGCCGUCAACGGGACGUGCGCUGCGCCUACCAUGGUCUGUUUUGAUCCAGCGCGCGUCGACGUAGCGACGGGCGAGGCGGCGUCGCUGUUGCCGCCGUGGCUCGCGAACGCGACCGCGGCCGAGGUCGUAGAACGGCCGGGCGCGUCGCACUGCGUCCAGGGUAUCAAGGAGGCCGACGCCCACGCGGCGACGGCGUCCGUGAGCUUUGUGUCAUCUCGAGACGAGUUCGUCGCGGCGAAGGCUGUAGAAAGAGCGGUCCAGUCCGCCGUGGGCCUGCCGGGGUCGCACGGGCUCUUCCAGCAGCUUUUGUAUUAUCCGGAGGGCGCGCCGGGCUACGCAUCGCACCGCGAUUGUAGGGAUGACGCGGCGGCGGCAGCCGCCGCGGCCGGCGGCGCCGCGCCGCAGGAGCGCGCCUUCACGACUUUGCUCUACCUAUCGGACAACGCGAGUGGCGACACCGAUUUUCCUACGCUUCGCGUUUCCAUAAAACCGCGCGCCGGGCUCUUCGUCGCGUGGCGGAGCCUGAAAAACAGCAAGUGCGACCCCGCGUCGACGCACGCCGCGGGCCCAGUUCUCGUCACAGACGCGCCGAAGCUCGUGCUACAGCGAUGGUACGAGCGCACUCCCUACCUACCGGGGCCGAACGCCCACGGCGAGCCCUGGACGCGCUGUAGCCUCGGCGAGGACGGUUCUGUUGAUAGUUGUCGCACGUACUGCGCCUCGCAAAGGGCGCGCGCGGCAAGCGACGCCCUGCGCUUCGGCAUGGAGGCCUUCACGGCCCACAAGUCCGGUCUAGACCCCGAUGCGCGCGCGGCGGCCGUCGAAGCAUUAUCGGACGCGCUCUCUUUGCUUCCGGGCCUCUCGCUGGCCCAGGUCCUGCUGGCCCACGCGCUCUACGACGGCGCCGAAAUUGAUGAAGCGCGCAUCUGCGAUUUGUGUGCCCGGUUCCUCGCCGACUACCCCUCUCUCAAAGGGGUCUCCGAGGACGCGGAGGUCAUGCUCGAGGAGCUACAGUGCGACGGCGGCCUCGUCGAGCGGCACCGGUCCCUCGCGCUGCACGAGAUCGCCGCGGCGCGCGGGCGGCCGCGAGCGGCCUAGUUGUUUAUAAAUUAUGUUGUGGG